Peromyscus leucopus (white-footed mouse) is the source of this 2178-nucleotide messenger RNA. Its product is annotated as zinc finger protein 431-like. Gene Ontology annotation, molecular function: RNA polymerase II cis-regulatory region sequence-specific DNA binding; DNA-binding transcription activator activity, RNA polymerase II-specific. Gene Ontology annotation, cellular component: nucleus. Bases 159 to 2057 code for a protein of 632 amino acids. The transcript has 3 exons. NCBI's taxonomy places the organism in Eukaryota, Metazoa, Chordata, Mammalia, Rodentia, Cricetidae. The record is from RefSeq and is a predicted model, not a curated record. Gene Ontology annotation, biological process: regulation of transcription by RNA polymerase II.
GCACCACCACCAGCCAUGCCUUUUGUUUUAUACAUAUGUAUAGCAUACUUAUAUACAGCAUGUUUUAGGAUGCCGUGACCUAUAAUGAUGUGCACAUCAACUUCACUCAGGAGGAGUGGGCAUUGCUGGAUCUUUCACAGAAGAAUAUCUACAAAGAUAUGAUGCUGGAGACAUAUAUGAACCUCACUGCUAUAGGAUACAAUUGGGAAAAUCUUGACGUUGAAGAACAUUGUCAAAGCUCUCAAAGACAUGAAAGGGCUGAAAGAAGUCAAACUGGAGAGAAACCAUAUGAAUGUAAUCAAUAUGGUAAAGCCUUUCCUCAUCAUAGUUCUCUUCAUUUGCAAAAAAGAAGACAUACUAGAGAGAAACUCUAUGAACAUAAUCAGUGUGGGAAAUCCUUUGUACAACACAGUACUUUUCAAAUGCUUGAAAGUACAGAUACUAGAGAGAAACUGCAUGAAUGUAAUCAGUUUGGUAAAGACUUUGCUCAAAACAGUGGCCUUCAAAGGCAUGAAAGAACACACACUGGAGAGAAACAGUAUGAAUGUAAAGAGUGUGGUAAAUCCUUUUCACAUCACAGACAUCUUCAAAGGCAUACAAGAACACUCUUUGGAGAGAAAACAUAUGAAUGCAAUCAAUGUGGUAAAGCCUUUGCAAAUCACAGUCACCUUCAAAGGCAUGAAAGAACACAUACUGGAGAGAAACCAUACAAAUGUAAUCAAUGCGGUAAAGCCUUUGUAACUCACAGUAAAUUUCAAAGUCAUGAAAGAACACAUACUGGAGAAAAACCAUAUGAAUGCAAUCAUUGUAGAAAAGCCUUUUCAGAUUAUAGUCAUCUUCAAAGGCAUGAAAGAACACAUACUGGAGAGAAACCCUAUGAAUGCAAUCACUGUGGUAAAGCCUUUGCAGAUCAUAGUCACCUUCAAAGGCAUGAAAGAACACAUACUGGAGAGAAACCUUAUGAAUGCAAUCAUUGUGGUAAAGCCUUUGCAGAUCACAGUCAUCUUCAAAGGCAUGAAAGAACACAUACUGGAGAGAAACCUUAUGAAUGCAAUCACUGUGGUAAAGCCUUUGCAGAUCAUAGUCAUCUUCAAAGGCAUGAAAGAACACAUACUGGAGAGAAACCCUAUGAAUGCAAUCACUGUGGUAAAGCCUUUGCAGAUCAUAGUCACCUUCAAAGGCAUGAAAGAACACAUACUGGAGAGAAACCCUAUGAAUGCAUUCACUGUGACAAAGCUUUUGCACAUCAUAGGCACCUUCAAAGGCAUGAAAGAACACAUACUGGAGUCAAACCCUAUGAAUGCAAUCAUUGUGGCAAAGCCUUUGCAGAUCACAGUCACCUUCAAAGGCAUGAUAGAACACAUACUGGAGAGAAACCCUAUGAAUGCCAUCACUGUGGUAAAGCUUUUGCAGAUCACAGUCACCUUCAAAGGCAUGAAAGAACACAUACUGGAGAGAAAUUCUAUGAAUGUAAUCACUGUGGUAAAGCCUUUGCAGAUCACAGUCAUUUUAAAACACACAAAAUAACGCAUACUGGAAAGAAACCCUAUGAAUGUAAUCUGUGUAAUAAAGCCUUUGCAUAUCACAGUUAUCUUCAAAUACAUAAAAGGAGACAUACAGGAGAGAAACCCUAUAAAUGUAACCAAUGUGUUAAAGCCUUUGCACAAAACAGAUAUCUUCAAAACCAUAAAAAAACACAUACUGGAGAGAAACCAUAUGAAUGUAGUCAAUGUAGUAAAGCCUAUGAACAUCAAAGUCAUCUUCAAAGGCAUGAAAAAACACACACUGGAGAGAAACCAUAUGAAUGUAUUCAAUGUGGUAAAGCCUUUGCAGAUCACAGUCAUUUUAAAGCACAUGAACCAAUGCAUGCUGGAAAGAAACUCUUUGAAUGUAAUCUGUGUAAUGAAGCCUUUGCACAUUACAGUCAUCUUCAAACGCAUACAAGAACAUAUACUGGAAUGAAACCCUAUGAAUGUAAUCAGGGUAGUAAAGCCUUUUCACAUCACAGUUGUCUUCAAAUAUAUAAAAAGAGACAUGCAGGAGAGAAACCUUAUUAAUGUAACCAAUGCAGUAAAGCCUUUCCUUGUAACAGUGAUCUUAAAGUACAUAAAAGAACACAUACUGGAGAGAAACCCUAUGGCUGUAAUCAGUGUGGUAAAGCCUUUGCACAUCAUAGUC